AUGUCAUCUUCGUCGGCCGGUGGCGGCGCGGCUGUGCCGUUUGGCGGCACAGUCCCGGGCGACAUCGGGAUGCUGGAGAUGGUGAACGUGAAGAAGCUGCUGCAGUCACGCUGCGUCGAGAUAGAGGAACUAUUCACGGCACUGAAACGUGGUGAAAAGCAGGAUCGAGUAUUCCAGAGGUUGCCCUUCGCGCUUAGGCGGCGAGCCAUGUCUCACAAUCCGUUUCGGGUUCCUAAGAGGCUCAGGCUCCACCUAGCUCGCGAAAUGGCUAAGAGCAUGCCAAAAUGCGCGAAGCGACUUAGGAAGGACGUCCGCAGGCGUUUGAAUAGGCUCGAGGAGUAUCGCACUCGAUGCGAGCGGAACAAUUGGCUGGAGACGCACAUGUACCACGCGAAGCGUUUCAAGAUGGAGAGGCUCUGGGGCUACCGAAUGGCCGUUCGUACCACCCAGAAGUGCCGUCGCCGUUGUUUACGUAAUUCGAUGAGGCGCUGCGUAAUUCAUGAUCUGUCCUACGUGCUGGUUGUGAGCGUUUCAGGUUGCAUGCCUGCCCUCCGACGUGCAUUUAAAAACAUGUUUGCCGAUUCGUCUAUUAUGUUCCAAGAUCGAUUGAUGCAGGGCGAGUACAGGUCUCAGGCAUUCGCAUAUGCUAAGACUGGGGACAGUUAUCACAUGAUCUGCCCUGUCCAGUUCGUGUGGAUCACGCCAUCGGCAACGGUAGCAGUAUCGGAUACGGGGGCCGACUACCGUGAAGUAUGGUUCUUCGUACAUCCAGCUUCAUUAGAAGAGUUUAUGGAGACAGCUAGAGCUAGUGAUACUGAAGUAGUCUGUCGGAUGAUCAAGGAUCUCUGCACUUUCGAAGUUUUGGGUCCCCUUUCCGCUUUGCUGCUGCGUAGAACGUUGAAGGCCGACGGAUCUCUUACAACGGGCAAUUCGCAGUGGAAACAAUUGGAUCCGGGGAAGUGCGAUAUGCCGCCAUCGUACAUUCUACCUUUGAGAGUGAUGCCCCCCGUGGUACACGGCAACUCUCGACCCUCGUUCAAAUUCGAAAGCAUGAGAAGCCAGCCUUUUAAAUCGCAGCCAUUCAUGGCACAAGCCGUUUGUGCAAAUGAGCGUAACCACUUGACAACGUUCAAAAAGCCCGAAAAUUUUGCUAUUGUUACCAAGGUGAAUGUACCUCGCCUGCGUCGGCGAAACUACGGCCAGCUGGUGUCGAAGCUACUGGACACCCUCAACGUAAGGUACCCAUAUGAGAGUCGCCCGGCAACCGUCGAUCGAACAGAUUCGUCUGCUUCGAACAUGGACGAUGUCGUUAUGGACGCCCAUUCAGAUGCCGAACAUACGAAUGUAGCAUCAUCUCAGGACCACGUGUCUAAUAUCCAGCAGCCAAGCGCAACUUCUCAAGGGGCAUGCACUGACGGCGAUUUAGCAAGCUCCAUACCAAUAUGGCUAAUUAGAAGGGGCGACGCCAUCGGAGGUUUUGAUGUUGUUAUGCCUGCCGGUACCAUAGCUCGUAAGCUCUGGAUACUGUUAAAUCGGUAUGGCGCGCUUGGAAUCGGCCUUCAAGAGCGCGAGAUGCUGUAUGCGCAGCACGGGCAGUGCAUGUUUCCGCAGGACUACCCCGAAACCUUGGGUGGGCAACAACUCAUGGAGGCGCAGCAGGCGCAUGAACUACCCGAAGAGUGGAUCCCCAAGUCUUUUGUAGGACGGAUGGACGGCAGCUACAUGCAAUCAAGGCACUUGUUGUUGAGCUGCAUUACUGCGGGGCUGCACAGGGUCGAUGCUGAUGUUGACCAAUCGAUGCAGAUCUUGAGGGUUAAUUGCUUCCCGUACAGUGCAUCGAAUCAAUACGUAAAGCAUCUACUAGACACGUGUGUGUUUGCCGAGCAUCGCAAGACAACGCCAAUCGAUCAACACUUGCUGCUCUCCUGCUGCGUCAAGGUGGCUGGGAGAGGUUCCAUUUCAGCUGGCAGUCGUAUAUAUCUGCCUACGCAGGCUGACUUGGACAGAAACCAUCAGUUUGUUGGUGUGAUUGUCUCAGGCAAUUUACCCGCCCCCAUCUCACGAUGUAUUGGUGCAAACAAUACCUCGUCGAGGUUUAGACCAAUUUCCACACCAUCGAAUGCCCGGGAUUUGAAGCUGCCUGAGGUUAUAAAAGAACCUCCACAUGAAGAAUAUAAGCUAAGGAAUCUUAAAGGGUUUUUUGCGUGUAGUGGGAGACGCAAGAGGGUUGACCUUGAAACUGCAGUUGCGGGAUUGAGGGAGCUAGACAGGUGCCGUAGAAAGCCUCUGCGAGCUUGUAUCGGCGCAGUGACAUCACGAGGUUUCUCUCAUAAAGGAAAUUGUGUCGUUCAAAUGCGCGCAUUCAUAGAGCUGAUGCGUUGUAGCAUAGCCCCAAAGCAGUCAACAGAAGCGAAUGUAGCGCUUCUACAGAGUUUGAGGCUGUUUGUCUGGUUGCGUAACAACAACAGCGCCGACUACGUUGCUGGAAUCCUGUCGAUUGCGGUCCACGAUAAUGUAGGAAGCUUCUCAUAG
Molecule: messenger RNA, 2532 nt
Organism: Babesia ovata
Lineage: Eukaryota; Apicomplexa; Aconoidasida; Piroplasmida; Babesiidae
Product: ribonucleases domain containing protein
Exons: 4
Coding region: 1-2532 (843 amino acids)
Biological process (GO): tRNA 5'-leader removal
Cellular component (GO): ribonuclease MRP complex; nucleolar ribonuclease P complex
Source: RefSeq, a predicted model, not a curated record